Alligator mississippiensis (American alligator) is the source of this 902-nucleotide messenger RNA. RefSeq names its product proteasome 20S subunit beta 3 (gene PSMB3). NCBI's taxonomy places the organism in Eukaryota, Metazoa, Chordata, Crocodylia, Alligatoridae. The record is from RefSeq and is a predicted model, not a curated record. Gene Ontology annotation, biological process: proteasome-mediated ubiquitin-dependent protein catabolic process. Gene Ontology annotation, cellular component: proteasome core complex, beta-subunit complex; proteasome core complex. The transcript has 6 exons. The coding region runs from base 16 to 825 and encodes 269 amino acids.
CCCCGCCCGGCUCCCAUGACUGACAGUCAGGAUGCGCCAAUAGCCGCGGCGAAUGCCACCCUCGGGCUUGGCCGGCCUGCCAAUGGGAGGAGGCGGGAGGAGGGAGACGGGCCCUGGGGCGGCAGCAGGGUUGGGUGCGCGGCGCUGCAGCCCGGAAGGAGCCGGCGGGGGAGUUUGGGGUGUGUGGCGCGAUCCUCAGCCGUCACUAUGUCGAUUAUGUCAUAUAAUGGCGGGGCCGUCAUGGCCAUGAAGGGGAAGAACUGCGUGGCCGUUGCGGCAGACAAACGGUUUGGAAUUCAGGCUCAGAUGGUGACCACAGACUUCCAGAAGAUUUUCCCUAUGGGAGACAGACUGUACAUUGGACUGGCUGGGCUUGCCACAGAUGUGCAGACUGUUGCCCAGAGGCUGAAGUUCAGGCUGAAUCUCUAUGAACUGAAGGAAGGCAGGCAGAUCAAACCACAGACUUUCAUGAGCAUGGUGUCCAAUCUGCUCUACGAGAGACGGUUUGGACCUUAUUACACAGAGCCAGUCAUUGCUGGACUGGACCCCAUAACUUAUGAACCUUUCAUCUGCUCUCUAGACCUGAUUGGCUGUCCCAUGAUAACUGAUGACUUUGUGGUCAGUGGGACCUGCUCAGAGCAGAUGUAUGGCAUGUGUGAGUCCCUCUGGGAACCUGAUAUGGAACCAGAUCAUCUCUUUGAAACCAUCUCCCAGGCUAUGUUGAAUGCAGUAGACAGAGAUGCUGUGUCUGGAAUGGGUGUGGUAGUGCAUAUAAUUGAAAAAGAUAAGAUCACUACAAGAACACUGAAGGCUCGCAUGGACUAACUUAAGAUGGGGUUUGUUCUUAUUUCACAUGUCAAAUCUGUUUGGAUUUUUUUAAAUAAAGUUUCUUCAUUGUUGGA